Rotaria sordida is the source of this 2169-nucleotide messenger RNA. Lineage: Eukaryota; Metazoa; Rotifera; Eurotatoria; Philodinida; Philodinidae. The record is from the annotation of a GenBank genome assembly.
AUGACUUUUACUUGUCCAUCGACUGUCGGUAGUCAAGAACUUAGAUUAUAUGAUUUAACUACUGGUCAAUUGGAUAGUAUUACAUCAUUGAUAGUAGUGGGUAGUGAAGAUAAUUGGGGUCCUUUUACACGUAUUCCUGCUAAUAUAUGUUUAUUAAGAAAUUUACAAAAAAUUGAUUUUUCAUAUAAUCAAAUUGUUGAAGCAGAUUCAACAGGAUCGUUAACUGAAUGUUUAUCAAAUGUGAUUACACUUGAUCUUAGUUCUAAUAAUAUUUCUACAUUUCCAUCAUUUAUGAUAUAUAACAUGCCAAGUUUAAAAAAUCUCUACUUUCAAGAUAAUGAAUUGACUGAAAUACCUGUGAACGCUUUUAUAAAUAUAUCAUCAUUAGAAAUAAUCGAUUUUUCAUAUAAUCAAUUAACAACAUUUGAACUAUGGGCUCUGGAAGUAAAAACAAAAGCAGACUUUAGUAAUAAUCAAAUUUCUACUAUAACGAACAAAUAUUUUUUUACUGAAAUGCUUGAUAGAACUAUGGAAGAAGGUGCUUAUCUAGAUAACAAUAGUGCAACAAUAAAUUUUACUGAUGCAGUUUAUGAAAUGUAUAAUCAAUGUGAAGAAGUUUUUCAAUGGUAUUUUAGUACUGACGAAAAUCUAACUCCACCAUGGUUUACAUGGAAAUUGGCUUAUAUUGACUUUGGUACAACACAAAUUAACUGCACUUGUGAUCAAGCCUAUUUUGUACGUAUACUUAAAGAUAAUCUCAUUGAAGGGCAAACUUAUCCGAUACAAAAUGCAAUGUGUACAAAUAAUUCACUAGGCGUCAAUGACACAACUCUCCUGACUUCUCGCUGUGUUUCAUCUAUGUUCGAAGUUAAUUCAACUGUCGAUUUUUCGCAAGUUUACCCUAAAUUAUGUAAGAUUAAUGAAGAUGAAGAGGGUGAAGUAAUAAACAUAACAAACAUCGAUCCACCAACAUCAAAUGUGUCGCUUUAUCCAUGUUAUAAAACAGCAUUUUUGAAUCCAGGAGCAUGUUACUUCUCAUUUUCAGACAGUACUUCAAUGAUGAUUAGAUGUACAAAUGACACAUCAAAUUCAUUAUCAAGAAUUCCUUCAGAUUUAUUAUCAAGUCCUUGCAUGUCUACUAUAACUCGUAUUACAUUUCCUUCAUCUAUUUCAUCACUUCCAUCAUAUGUUUGUUCAUUACCAUCUCGUGAAAUUGAUUUAAGUUUUCAAGCAUUUACCACACUUAAUGAUGAAACAUUUCCAUGUCUUGAUUCAUUUCGUACAAUAAACUUAUCCUUUAAUAAUUUAACAUCAGUAUCUAUGACAAAUGGUAAUUUUAAAAACUUAACAUCACUUGAUCUUUCAUCAAAUCAACUUACAUUAUUACCAUAUUCUAUUCUUAAUCCUACACCAACAUCAUUACGUUAUCUUGAUUUACGAAAUAAUUCUAUAAAAUAUAUUGAUCUUUUUAUUUAUACACUAAAAAAUAUUACAAUUAAUCUUGAUAAUAAUCCUAUAAAUAGUUCAAAUAUUAUCAAUCCACAAAAUAUAACAUUAGGAAAUAAUGAUACUUCAACAGUAAAUAUUACUUUUCCAUUAACUGUAGCAAAUAGUACAAUUACUAUUACAGAUUCCAUAGCAUUAACUUAUGGUUUAUGUAAUAAUUUUCAAUCUUUACGAAAUAGUCUUCUUAAUCUUCGAUUAGCAGUUGGUAAUGUUUUACUUCAAUGUACAUGUGCAUCAAUAAAUUUAAAACAAAUAUAUCAAAAAAAUGGAUAUAAUAUUAUAAGUGAUUUUCUAUGUUCAAGUCCAACUACAGAAGGAACUUUUGACGCAUUAAAUAUGACUUCUUGUCCAAAUGCUACGGAUUUUCAAGCAGGAUUAUGCGCCAAUAAAAGCUCUGAGCCAUCAAGUUCAAGUACAAGUGCUUCAUCUCUUCAAUCAAAUAAUGAUGAUUCCAAUUCGAAUCGUACCAAAUUAAUUGUUGGUCUUGUUGUUGGAUUAGGUGGUGGUCUUUUAUCAAUUGCUGGCCUUCUAACUGCAAUUUACAUGAUAAAAACUAAAGGUGCAGCAUCAAGUGCAAAAAAACCUGUAACUCGAGCUACUGCUGUUGGUCAAGCAUCUGGAGAUUCUCUCUUAUCUCGUGUACAACCAAGAAAUUUACGAUCA